AUGAAGGACACUUCGCCUAUCGCAGAUGAAGCAGCACCAAACGAGCGUCUCUACGUCGGGAACACUGGCGUCAUAACAUCCGCAGAGAUUCUCGCAGCUUGGUUUCUUGUUACUGGUUGGAUGAUAGGCUCAACCGAUGUCAGGGUUAACGCUUCUACUGCUGUUGGUGAUGGCCAAGUGGACAGUCCCGCACGCCCGAGGCAAAUCGUCAUCAGCUUGUCGAGGAACCUAACGCGCUAUGGAUCCUUCGAAUGGCUGGUAGUUCCAUUCGGCCUGACAGGCGCACCAGCAGCCUUUCAGCGGUAUAUUAACAGCGUGCUCCAGGAUUACCUCGAUGAUUUUGUGUCAGCGUAUAUCGACGAUGUCCUGAUCUUCUCCUCUGGAAGCCUGCAAGACCACCGCGACAAAGUCGGCAAGGUCCUCCAACGACUGAUGGACGCUGGGCUGCAACUGGACAUCAACAAGAGCGAAUUCGAAGUCAAGGCUGUGAAAUACCUUGGGUUCAUCAUCGAGGCGGAGUGUGGGAUCCGAGUCGACCCAGAGAAGGUUGAGGCUGUGAAGGGAUGGGCAACCCCGACGAAUAUUAAAUCCGUGAGGAGUUUUAUCGGAUUCGCGAACUUCUACAGGGUGUUUAUGCCAGACUUCUCGGUGAUAGCGGAGCGCUAA
Molecule: messenger RNA, 666 nt
Organism: Hirsutella rhossiliensis
Lineage: Eukaryota; Fungi; Ascomycota; Sordariomycetes; Hypocreales; Ophiocordycipitaceae
Product: reverse transcriptase (RNA-dependent DNA polymerase) domain-containing protein
Exons: 2
Coding region: 1-666 (221 amino acids)
Source: RefSeq, a predicted model, not a curated record